CCAUUUUUGAUUUUCCCUCACUCUUUCUCUUCUUCCACAACAAUCAAACUAAAUCGCAAAUUUCACAAAUCUCAAUCUCAAUCCUGCGCUUGUAUAUACAUACAUUCGAUAAAUGCCAGGAACUAUACAAGUUUCAGUUCUGGGUCUUAUUGAUGUUCAAACAUCUUCUUCUCCAGGUUCUUCAAACAAUUCCAUUAAAGGUCUUAACUUGAUUCUUUUCCCUAAAUCGAAUUCUAAUUGCUAUGGGGAAGCUAGAGUAUCGAACUUCGGAUUCAGGAGACUACAUUUUUCCAGUUACGAGGCUCCGAGAAAAUUUGAUUGUUACUCUGUUAGAUGUCAAUGGAAACGGAAUAUUACAGAGAGGUUAGAGAUAGAGACCAGAAUGAUAAUAGAGAGUGGCUUAUUGGAAGAGAAGCUUUCAUUCAAUGGCUAUGGAGAUGUCAAAUUGAAAAUGCAGUUUGUUCUUAGUGAAGAAGAUCGUAAUCGCAUACGUUUUCUGAGACAAUCUGCAUUGAGAAAGAAGCACGAAGAGCUCGUCAAUGGCAGUGUUUUUACCAAAUCUAAAAGCAUUGCUUCAGAUCUGUCUUCUUUAAGUCCAAUGCCAAACCGAGACACCGUGGCUUCUGCUAGUCCAAAGACAAAUCUUGGUCUGUCUCCAGAAACCGAGCUUAAAAUUGGUGCAGAUAGAGAACCGGUUUCUUCAAAACUUAUAACGUGGAAGCCUGAAGUAAAGGAAACAGUUGAGAAGACUAAAAAUCAACCAUCAUCUUCAGAUUCAAAUGUUUCUUCAAUCAAGAAGCCUUCAAGCAAGAAGCUUCCAGAGAUUAAGAAACCGGAGAGUGUAUCGUUAGUGAAGCAAGAAGAUAAAGGGUUUUUGAGCAAACCGGAAAGAAACCCUAAACGGAAUUCAAUGAGGCGGAGUAUGUCAGAGACAACCUUGAGCAAUGUGAGGAAAAUGAUUAGCAACUUUGAGAUUAAAGUGACUCAGGAAACAAAACUUCAGACAGGGAAGAUUCAAACUGAAACUUGUAAAGAUGUGGAGGAGAAGACUAAGGCGCAGUCACAACAACCGGAAAGCUCUGUAAAUAUAGAGAAACCGGAAGAAAGGAAGAUAAGCUCUAAGGAUAAUAUGGAGAAGACAGUGUGUAAAGAUAACACAGAGAGAUGUGAUGAUAUAGUAAUAGUUCCGAGAGGUGAAAGGACUGUAGUUAUAGAGGAGAAGAGACUCGAACAGAGCACGAGAAGAAGUGACUCGUUAAGUAAGCAGAGGCGAAAAAGAAGCUCGGUGGUAGAAGUAAAGGAUGUUGAGAAGAAACUGAACAAAACUGUGCGUUUGAAGGAUUCUCAACUUGAAAACGCACGAGGAUCCCGUCUCUGGAUAUUUCCAGAUGAGGCAAAGAAUUUUUCUCGCGAAACAGAUUUUGGAACGAGACAUUUGGAUUUGGUAGAAGCAAAUGUGUUACAGAAGAAGCAAGAAGAAUCCAGCAGGGAAAACAUCGAUGAGAGGGGAUUCCGGUGCAGAAGCAUAGCGAAAAUGGACAGCAACAACAAGUGGAAGAAUAUUGAGAAAUCAAAGAAACAGAAGUCCGCAGAUUCAGAAAGUUCAAGAGGACCUCAUGCGCAGGUUUGUGAUGCGUGCGUUGAUUGUGGUGGGUUUCGCAGGCUUAGUGUUGUUGACACGGCAAUGAACCUAAAACAGAUGAGCCAAAAGCUGCAUUUGAGAUGGUAAUAGUGGAUAAUUUUUUUUUUUUUUAAAAACAGACUGUAAAAGAUGUAUUAUUUGCACAUAAUAAUAGAUUCUAAUACGGUGAUAGCAAAACAAAAAAACGUCUUCAAUAAUAUGCUUUUAGACGAUAGAAAAAAAAGGCUUUAAGCUUAGCCUUGUGGACACUUCUAAAAUUCCUCUGCCUUCUCUCUUCUUUUCUUCGAACCUUAGCCGAUCUGUUUUGAUAUCGGCCGAUGUGUGUGGGCUUCCACAGCUACAACAUCGGUCAAUCCUUUUGUUUUGUUUUGUUUUCAGUUUCUUUUUCUCGUUUUGUGGCAGUUUCAUUUUUUGGUUUUAAUGGUUUUUUUCCAAAAGCAGAUCUAGAUCUGGUUUUCAGAUCUAGAGAUUUUAGCUUUUCUAAAAGAGAAUUUCGGUUUUUUUCCAUCGGUGGUGUGUUUUCCUUCUGUAGUUUCUUCCCUGUUCUCGCUGUUUUUCGCCGGUGGCGUUUCCCGGUCUGUUUUCUACCGUUGUCUUUGUCGGUAAGGUGGAGGGGUUGGCUUUGCUCCCUGUUCUUUUCGGCUUUUACCUAGGCGCUCUUGGUCGUGUCCGACUUUGCCGCAUCCGGAAUUUUUAUUAGGAUCUAUAGAUCCGAUCUGGCCGGAUUAUGAAGCGUUAGUUACUUGUUGAUGAAGAGGUGGUCUCUCAUCUUCUCGGGAGGAGAUAGGUGUUAUCGUUUGGUCUGCUAUGUGCAGCAAUGAUACUCUCGUCUUCUGGAUCUCCAGGAGGUUCAGAAGAUUUGCAGAUCUGUGUUUGUCACUUCUUUGGAGUUUGAAAUCGGAUUCUCUAUUUAGGUUUGCUAUUUCUUAUGCAUUAGAUCGUGUUUUUCAUUUGUAGUAGUUUGGUAUUUCAUAAUCAUAUUUUAAUUUCGGAUAUGUGUCAGUUUUCCAUCCUGUAUCUCAUCUCUGUAUUAGAUCUUGUAUCUUUCCCCUGUAUUCCUCCUUUGUUUGUGUAAUAAAAAUUCAGAUGACAAAAAAAAAAAUAAAGCUUAAC
This is a messenger RNA of Thlaspi arvense, 2755 nucleotides long. Lineage: Eukaryota; Viridiplantae; Streptophyta; Magnoliopsida; Brassicales; Brassicaceae. The record is from the annotation of a GenBank genome assembly.